CAGCGUAUUGUUACCUGCUCUUUAUGUUAUCAGCCGGUUAUUGCUAUUUAAAAAUACUGUACACCAAACUGAUCCUAAUAAGCGGUUCCAUGCACGUUUGGUUGUGUAGUAAGUUUACUUUCCAGCCGCAUGCUUCUUGUUUCAGUCUCACAGCAUGGUACCUUGGCAAGUAUCUUCUGCUAUAGACACGGGCCAACCAUAGCCUUCUGAGCGAGUUUGGAAGAAGCCUGUUGUAUGCAUAUAUGUGUGUGUGUGUUUUUUUUCUCCUUGUCUUGUCAUUGUCAUACAAAUGGUGCCAUUCAUUUCCAAUAUUUUGCAAGAACCAGUCUGACCGGGGGGGAUGGGAUAUUACCUUGCUUAUAUACAAGUGAAGGUUGGCGACAGAAAGGGCAUCCCAGCUGUAGAAAAUCUGUUUCAACAAACUCCAUCUGAGCUAUGCAAGCUUUGAAAAAUGGCCAUUGAAAUGAACAAAAUGGAGAACUUUGCACGAGGUGGUCGGGGUGCCACCUUGCUACAAGCCCUAAAAAAGAAGCAAGAAAUGCAAAAAUCUGCUGAUUUAUCCCGUUUUGGACGUGGCCUUGCCUUAACACGGGCAAUGGAAGCCUGUGCAUUGAAAGAACAGUCAGAUUCUGAGAGUCCAUUUCCAGAACCUCUCUUGCCUGCUACUGUGCCCAUAGGUCGUGGAUUGGCAGCAAUGCAAGCUUUGACUAAUGCUGCCAAAAAACAACCCAUUGAAAGACCUUUGGGUUCCUCUUUAUCAUCAAAUGCUCCAGCUGUUGGUAAAAAUAGCUCGCAAGAACUCUCAAGACAAAGCAGUGUUUCAGUUGAAGACCUCUAUUCUCCACAGCACGACCUUUCUGAAUCGCACAGAGGCACCAAAGGUAAAAAGAUACCACUGUCUGCUAAUUAUAUAAGAAUUAAGACUAGAAACGAAGGAGUGUUCCAGUACCAUGUGUCAUUUAACCCUGAAAUCGACAGCAAAAGCGUUCGCUACAAGAUGUUGUAUGAACAUACUGAUGUAACAGGCAAAACUCGAGCCUUUGAUGGCGCAAUACUUUACCUUCCAAUUAAAUUACCAAAUCAAGAAACAGUGUUGGCAUCAACACGUCUGUCUGAUGGAGAGAAAAUUACCAUCACUAUCAAAAUGGUUAAAGUCUUGAAAUCUGAAUCUUGUAUACCGUUAUACAAUAUCAUGUUCCGUCGUGUGAUGAGUAUACUGCAAAUGAAGCAAGUUGGGCGCUACUACUACAACCCAAACACACCAACUUCUGUACCACAGCAUAAAUUAGAAAUUUGGCCUGGUUAUAUUACUGCCAUCAAAGAACACGAAGGUGGUCUCCUGUUAAUGGCAGAUGCUUCUCAUAAAGUGCUCCGCAAAGAGACAGUUCUUGAUGUUUUGGUUUCUUUGGUGCGACAAGAUGCUGCUCGUUUCAGAGACAAUGCCAUGCGAACAAUUGUUGGAUCAGUGGUGCUUACCCGCUAUAACAACAAGACAUAUAGAGUUGAUGAUAUCGCGUGGGAUAUGAGUCCAAACAAUAAAUUCGUUUCUUCGGGUUCAAAAGAAAGCAUUUCUUUUAUAGAGUAUUACAGGAAGCAGUACAAUCGAGAAAUUAGUGACACAAACCAGCCACUUCUCAUACAUAAACCAAAAAAAAAAGCUUUGCAACAUGGGGAUGGUCCUGUAAAGAGUGAAUUAAUCUGUCUUAUCCCAGAGUUCUGUUAUAUGACAGGUUUAACUGACGACAUGCGGUCUGACUUUAGGGUCAUGAAAGACAUUGCAGCUCACACCCGAGUGACACCAAUGCAGAGACAGCUAACUUUGAACCGGUUUGUCGAGUCUAUCAAAUCUAAUGAAGAUGCAAUGCAACAACUGACUAACUGGGGUCUUUAUUUUGAAGAUGCUAGUAUUCAGAUUGAAGGAAGAUAUUUCCAACCAGAGAGGAUAAUCAUGAGAGAAAGAGAUUUUGUUGCCUCCGAAGAAGCUGAUUGGGGACGGGAUCUGAGCCGUGCAUCUGUCAUAACCCCAGUGCCUUUGCAGAACUGGGUAGUGAUAACUUGUAAACAAGACAUUGGAAAGUCAAAAGAUUACAUAUCUAUGAUGAUGAAGGUGACUGGACCGAUGGGAAUUGAUGUUUCCCAGCCAAAGUUGAUUGAGACCAGAGACCAGCGUACAGAGACACUGAUUCGUCUUUUAAGAGAAACUAUCCAUAAGAAUCUUCAACUUGUUGUCAUUAUUUUCCCAACAAGCCGUGAUGACAAAUACAGCGCAGUUAAAAAAUUAUGCUGUGUUGAGUGUCCUGUCCCAUCUCAGGUCAUUAUUGCCAGGACUAUCAGUCAACAGCAGAAGUUACGCAGUGUUACCCAAAAAAUUGCUCUUCAGAUCAACUGUAAAUUAGGAGGAGAUUUGUGGGCUUUGAGCAUUCCUUUGAGUGGUAUAAUGGUUAUAGGUAUUGAUGUGUACCAUGAUUCUUCGAAAGGUCAUCGAUCAAUUGGUGCAUUUGUAGCCAGUACUAACAACAAUUUGACUCGGUGGUUCAGUAGGGUUUGCUUUCAGCAACCCAACCAGGAGUUGAUUGAUGGCCUCAAAACCUGCCUAAUUGGAGCUCUCAAGAAAUAUCAUGAGAUGAAUCACAUUUUGCCUAAGCGUAUUGUAGUGUUCAGAGAUGGCGUUUCUGAUAGCCAGUUAUCAGUGGUGUCUGGUUACGAGGUUGAGCAACUUUCCAAGUGUUUCCAGCAUUUUGGUGAUACCUACAGUCCUUUACUCUCGGUUAUUAUUGUACAGAAAAGAGUUAACACAAGGAUAUUUAUAAAUCGGAGAAAUCAAGUAGAUAAUCCAGCUCCUGGAACCAUUGUAGAUCAUAGCAUUACAAGGAAGAAUUGGUACGACUUUUUCUUGGUGAGCCAACACGUACGGCAAGGAACUGUCACCCCCACGCAUUACAUUGUCGUCCAUGACACAUCUGCAAUGAAAGUAGACCAUGUUCAGAGAUUAACAUACAAAAUGACACACUUAUAUUAUAAUUGGCCUGGAACAAUCAGAGUACCAGCUCCAUGUCAGUAUGCUCAUAAAUUGGCUUACCUUGUUGGCCAGAACAUUCAUAAAGAGCCAUCUCACAGUUUGGCAGAUAGACUCUAUUUUUUGUAAAAAGCCAUCAUCCAGCAAAUGAUACACAGAAGCUUUGUCUCCAGCCAUUGAUCCUGUUUUGGAGUUGUUGUUUUUUUAUCAGUCUCUUGUUUGUGCUUUUAAUAUCUGAUAUCAUCUUGAGAGCAUUUUCAUCAAAGAAUGUCUUCAGCUACAGAAAGUCAACAGCUGCAGAAUUUUAGAACCUUUACUAAUUUUUUUGUUAUCAUUUAAAAGCAGUUGUCUUUAUUUUUACAAUGGUAGCCAAGGGGUUUGUACAAAAUCUUUUAGCUAUUAUAAAAGACUGUUUGUGAAAUCUUGGACAUUAUUUCAUUCAUAUAUUCUGCUAAUGCCCAAUGCAUUUUAGCUGACUAAAGAAUAUUGGGACAAUGUAAAGAGUUAAAGAGACUUUAAAAAAAUGAAAGAAAGUUGUAUUUUAUUUACAGGAAUGCUUCAUUUGGGAAGUAUAUCUUAAUUAAGCUGGAAGCAGACUCCAUUAAUCAAGUUUGGACUUAUUUUGUUCUUCAUCCAAUCCUCAGGUAUCCCCAAAACAUGGGACUCGACUGGCAUUGUCUUUAGGGCAUGAUUAGAGCUAUUAUGUUUUUAUGAUUUUGUUUUCUUAUUUUGUAAUUAGAAGUAGCUUUAAUUUUGUGUUUUUUAGAUCAUCUUUUAUUUUAUAGAGAGUUUGUCUUGGCAUUUAAUAAGGACAAGUGGUAAAGUUAAACCGAACAUUUUUAGGUUAGUUUUAAAUAUCUCAUGUCAAGCUUUCUGAAUUUCUUUUCUCUCUAUAUAUGUCUGCUUAUCCAACUCUCCCUCUUUUUCUGUUUUCCUCUCUGACUUUCUCUUUUCUCUCUAUAUGCCUAUCUCUCUUUUUCUCUCUCUAUCUGUCUUGUGUUUUUCCUUGUGCAUGUCUGUCCUUUUUUCUCAAUAUCUGCCUCACAUUUUUCUUUUUAUAUGUCUUUCUGUCUUUUUAUGUUUCUAUAUAUCACUCUGUCUCUUUUUCUCUCUAUUUGUCUGUCCCUUUUUUAUGUCUGUAUUUUUCUUUCUUUCUGUAUCUGUUUGUCUGUCUGUCACACACAUACACACACAAUUCCACUUUAUGAAUUUAAAUAAAUAUUGUGGCCAACUUUUAAAUGAAAGUUAAGAAAUAUUAGCUUAAAAUUUGAAAGAAACAUUGAAGAAACAAAUUUUUUUAAUUAGGCAAGGCAUGAUUGUUUAAUAAUUUUCAGCAUUUCACCAGAUUAAACUAUUUUUGUAAAAUUUCUGAUUCAUUGGCUUAUAAAUCAAUCCAGUUCUUAAUGCCAAAUGUUCAGAAUAUAAAUGGUAAAUACUAAUUUCACUACAUAAAAGUAGUAGACUGAGCAAAGUUGAGCCGUAUCCCUCUCUCAAGGUAUUAUUGAUUUCUAAUCUAGGCUCAAGUAUUCAUUUUCAGGAGGGGGGGCAGAAGAAGAGGGCUAUAGUCAAUUUAAUCGAUUCCACCCCCUUCUCUCUUCAUCAUUUGACUGAUUCUUAUUUUAUUAACUUUGGAAGGAUGAAAGGCAAAAUUGACCCCUAACCUCCCACCUCUGUAGGAUUAAACCUCAUUAAUUUCUCUUUUUAGCAUUUAAUUGACUAAAUCCAGUUACGACAGCAAUGAGGUUAACACAAAGUUAGAUUUUUAGUGAGUGAAAAAUGAAACCUCCCCAUCAUAUUCCACAGACCAUAUUUUCCAGUUUCUCUAAUCAUCUCCUUUUGAUAUGAAUACAUCACCACCACCACCACCAUGAUGAUGUUAUUUCUCUUCUUCCUUUUUGACAAUCACCUUUCUAUGCUUGCAUGGGUCAGAUGGAAUUGGUUGAGACAGAUUUUCUAUGCUCUUGCUGUUGCCAACCUUCACCUGUUCCCAAACCAGAUAGUAUUUUCCUGUAGUUGUUAGACAGGUUUUUCAUGGAAGAGUGGAAACAAACAGCAUCGCUUGUUUGACGAUGAUGUCCAUUUUCAACAAUCACAAUAUGUCUAAACAAAGGUACACGCACACACACACACAUGAUAGGCUUCUUUCAGUUCUUGUCUACCAAAUCCAAUCACAAGGCUUUGUUUCACCAGAGAUUGUAGUAGAAAACAGACUGUUUUCACUGCAAGACAUGUUGUACCCAUUCUAAUUUGUUAGUGACCAUAUUUUAAGCAGUAAUAGGUUCUUUUAUUUAACUUUUCUUUGGUUAUAUUAAAGCUUAUGCUUGAGACAGAUAUUUACCUCUUAAAAUCUCGUGUUACCUCUCAUGUUAUAAGAACUGCAUUAAGAUUAUAAAUUUUGGAUCUUUUUUAAAACGGGGGCCACAUUUUUCAUUAACGAAACACUUUGAAACUUGGAACACUGGUAGAAUGUGUCGUAUAAAACAACUUUUUCUCUUAGUCUUCUUAAAAAAAAAAGAAAUCCAUAAGUUAUUCCAUGUUAAAGUUGUCGUAUUUCUGUAAUUUCAACCAAUCACUGACGUUCAUUCAGCCGAUAUACAUUAAGUGCCGACUACAUAAACAAACAAUUAACCCUAACCUUAGGGUUAGGGUUAAAGCAAAUUUAAAAUGAAAAAAGCAAAUAAAACGAAGGUAUGGAGAUUAAAUACGCUUUACAUCGCUUAAUCAGCCAAAGGAGUAAAUGUAAACAACUGAAUACUUGUCAGUGAUUGGUUGAAAUUAUUGAAAUAAGACAAUUUUUUACAUGAAAUAAAUUCGAAUACAAAAAUAUUUUUCUGUUCUAUAACACAAAAUAGAUAAGUAUACGAAGUUUGAAAGUCUUUCCGUACCAAAAACACUACGUAAAACAUUAAUGAAAAAUGUGGCCCCCGUUUUAAAAUAGAUCCUAAAUUUUAAUUUAAACAUUAGAGGUAAUCACAGACUGGCUGAGGGGGACGAAGAGGCUUAAGAUGAUAAGAUUCUUUUUUAAAGGAAGAUUUGGCUGUUAUGUUGAACAGACUAUAAAAAAACAUGUUGAAGCUUUGAAGUUUGUUAAAUUUUUGUUUAUUAGUAUUAUUAUUAUUAUUAUUACUUUGUAUUGCUCUCAGGGCAGGAGCAUUUAAAGUUAAUGCUAGUUGGUUUUACAACUUCACUGUUAAACCUUUUGGUAGACUUAUCCUAAGUUUUUCUGCUUUGCAGUCAUUGCAUCACAGUCACCUAACUUCACGUUCAUUUUGUAAAUAUUCCAUAACUAUUUACUGCCUUACGUUGUAAAUUCAAGAAAUUUAUAGCAUCCUCCAAGACGAUGCUGGUAGUAGUUCAGUUACUAUUUCAUUGGCUAAGCAUAAAGUAUUCAUUCAUUGUAGAGUAGGUAAAUGCUUAACCAAUUAAAUUUAGUUGAAAUUUUUUUUUCUUCUUCUUCUUUCAAAUAAAACUGAUUUUAAGAGAAAUUAAAGAAAAAGAAACACAUUGCCUUAAAUCUUUUGUAAAAUGCACCAGCAUUUUAGUUGGUGCAAGAAUUACUUGUAGGGCUAACUUGGUGCAAGAAGCACAAAUAUAACCGAAUUCAUCAACUUGGUUGUUUGUGACAUCUCAUGAACAUGACGGAGCUGGGAAAGUUACUCAGAUUCUUAUUGUUUUGUACAUUUCCCCGCCCCCCAUUACAAAACUCAUUUGUCAAAUUGAUUGACAAUUGUAAAUAAAGGUUUUACUAAUUUGAAUUAUUAUAUUGAAAAAGCUGAUUCUUUGUACAAAUCUAACACACCCCUCCCCCCACCCAUCCUUUUUUUUUGUGCAUCCUUGACUUAAAUAACUGUAUAUAUUUUCAGAAUAAAUCUAGAUUAUAUUU
Octopus bimaculoides (California two-spot octopus) is the source of this 6899-nucleotide messenger RNA. RefSeq names its product piwi-like protein 1. Gene Ontology annotation, molecular function: protein binding; RNA binding. NCBI's taxonomy places the organism in Eukaryota, Metazoa, Mollusca, Cephalopoda, Octopoda, Octopodidae. The record is from RefSeq and is a predicted model, not a curated record.